Messenger RNA from Monomorium pharaonis (pharaoh ant), 4067 nucleotides. Its product is annotated as RNA-binding protein 5. Gene Ontology annotation, molecular function: RNA binding. The transcript is spliced from 8 exons. Gene Ontology annotation, biological process: mRNA splicing, via spliceosome. NCBI's taxonomy places the organism in Eukaryota, Metazoa, Arthropoda, Insecta, Hymenoptera, Formicidae. Bases 239 to 2989 code for a protein of 916 amino acids. Gene Ontology annotation, cellular component: nucleus. The record is from RefSeq and is a predicted model, not a curated record.
UGUUACACGUAAUGACGGCUCGUCUUCGCGGAAUCGCCAUAUUUUGUGGAUCGAACGGAGUGCUUAGGAGGGCUCGGCAACGCCAUUGUGUGCGCAUUACGUUAAUUUUCCGUUUAUCGUGAAGCAGCGAGCAGCGAGUGUCGAAGCGUUGGUACUAUUCGACUCCGAAUUCGGUUUAUCGCGUGCAGACGAGGGAUCGUUGCAGCGGAUACAAAGGUUGAAUAAAUGUACAAGCAACAUGUAUAGCAAUAACAUUGACCCAUGGGAGCCUGGCUAUGGACCAGAAAGAAGAAGUCACAAUUCCGACUAUGACUAUCGCAGUGAUUACGGAAACAACAGAUCACCGGAGUAUUCCGAACAUCGCGAUGUUGAUCAUCGGGAUAGGGAUCAUCGUAGUCCGGAUUACAGAAAUCACCGUGGAAGAGAUCGAGACCGCGAAAGAGAUCGCUCGAGGGAUAGGAGGGAUCGUAGCAGGGACGAUCGUGACCGUAACUAUAGGGAUCGCGAGGAUCGUUAUGGGAGACAGAGAGAUAGAGACUCUGUAGAGAGGGAUAGGGAUCGGGAUAGAGACCGAGACAGAGAUCGGGACCGUUCCAGACGCGAUAGGGAUCGGGACAGGGAUAGGGAUCGGAGGGGAAAACGGGAGGAUCGGGAUCGCGAUCGCGACGACGAUCAUAGUCGAGAGAGUUUGGACUUUGAGCACGACCAUGGCCGCGCCUAUGGUUCGUCCAUGGAAGGAAUCCACUACAAAUCGCAAUCGCCCAACAACACCAUAAUGAUACGUGGGCUCGCUCAGCAUAUUACUGAAAAUGACGUGCGGCAAGACAUCCUCAACUGUGGUCUCAUGCCUAAGGACAUCAGGCUGAUUCGCAAAAAAGAUACAGGUGCUUCGCGAGGUUUCGCAUUCGUCGAGUUUAACGCGACUCAGGAGGCCGCACGAUGGAUGGAGAUGAAACAGGGAGUGCUGAUGCUGCAGGAUCAAUAUCGCGCACUGAUGCAAUACAGUAUACCGAAAGAGUGCUAUGUGGAUAAGCCACCGGCGAAGAACACACAGGAUUGGCACUGUGUCAAGUGUGGAGCACAUAAUUUCAAACGGCGUGAGACUUGCUUUAAAUGUUCCGCCUCGCGAGCGGAAAGCGAGGAAGGCGGGGAAGGCAGUGACGAGAUUAGCCCGCAUCCUACAAACACCGUGCUUUUACGGGGAUUAGACGUAUUAACGACCGAAGACUCGGUUCUGCAAGCGAUGAAGAAUUUGUCGUCGAUGCCGAUACGUAGUAUUCGUAUUGGUCGCGAUUCUCUUACAAAUACAUCUAGGGGUGUGUGUUAUCUAGAAAUGGGUAACGUCGUAGACGCCAUGUACUUGCAUACCGCGCUCACAAAACAAGGAUUGGUAGUCGACGGUAGAAAAGUGGAGAUAACAUACUGUAAACUUCAUCAAAUUAACAAUACAAAUGCAUGGAAGUCAAACGACACUCAGCCACAGAGGUAUACUUUGGACGACGUCGCUCAAUUGGCUGAAUACAGUGCCAACUUGUAUGCCAAAACGCCUGCACAGAAGGCCCAUUAUCUUCAAUAUUACACGCAAUACUAUCAGAAUCAGAUAAUGCAAGGCUCGGCGAUUACACUGCCGUCUCUGAAUCAGACAGAUCGAGUAAACGCGGCCGCGGCAGUAGCGCAAUCCGCUAUACAACAAUUGCAAGCAUCCAGAAAACUAGGAAAUGAAACCGAUGAUGUGAAGGGACGACCAACGCCUAUAGCACCGUCGAGUACAGCGUUAGCGAGUGGAAGAGUUCCUGCACACUCCAGUGAUGGGAAAAUAUAUUCUGUACCAGACGUUAGCACUUAUCAUUAUGACGAAUCAUCUGGCUACUAUUACGAUCCUAGCACGGGAUUAUAUUAUGAUCCGAAUUCGCAAUAUUAUUAUAACAGUCAUACGCAACAGUUUCUUUAUUGGGACGCUGAAUCAUUUUCUUAUCAACCAGCUAAGACUACUACAAGUACGACACAGGGAUCUACAAGUACGAUAACGGCGACAGCAAGCAGUACAGAUUCCGCGAACACAACCAGCAAUCAAGCUACAACUUCGUCGACCGCUAAUGCGGCUCAAGAGGCGUCAAAAGAGGAUGAAAAUAAGAAAAAAGACAGCAAACAAGACAAAGUAAAAGUAGCAAAGAAAAUAGCAAAAGAUAUGGAACGUUGGGCAAAGACUUUAAAUCAAAAGAAGGAAAAUGCUAAGAGUAAUUGGAGCUCCGAGUUUGCCGGUAUGGACGGUAAUCAGGGUGUCGGAAGUGGCGCAGCGGAUGCGGGAUAUGCUAUUCUAGAAAAGAAAACUAUUGCGAACCCUUACCAUGAGGACGAGGAUCAAAGUGGUAAUGGAUUGGUAGCUGCUUAUGGAGGCGGUAGCGAUACUGAGGAAGAGAUAGAAGACGUGCAACAGGAAGAGAAACAACACACGGAUUGGAGUAAGCUGGCAUGUUUACUCUGCAAACGACAGUUCCCAAGCAAAGAAGCGUUACUUCGUCAUCAACAGUUGUCUGAUCUCCAUAAACAAAACCUAGAAAAUUGGUAUCAAGUGCGCGGUCUAGAUCCCAAUGAUCCUCAGCAAAGAAAUAAUAAAUACAGGGAUCGUGCCAAGGAAAGGAGGGCUAAAUAUGGUGAACCUGAACCACCGCAGCCCAACAAGUUGAAAGAGAAAUAUUUAAAGACUAGGGUGGAAGAGAUGUCGGUAUCUUACGAGGAGCCUACGCGAGCCGGUAUUGGAUCUGAUAACGUCGGCAAUAAAUUACUGCAAAAAAUGGGCUGGAGCGAAGGAAUGGGUUUAGGAAAAUCUAAUCAGGGCAGAACGAGUAUUAUCGAAACCGAGAGGCGCGUCCCUACAGCUGGUUUAGGAGCAAAGACUUCAUCAUACAGCGCAUUACCAGGCGACACCUAUAAGGACUGCGUGAAAAAGAUGAUGUACGCGCGAUACCAAGAACUGUCCGACACAUAAUACGUAGAAUAUGAUUAUAAGAUAGAUUUUAUAUAUACAUACAAGUUCUUGUACUCCAUUUUCCAUAAACACAUAAUUACACGCUCGUAUUGUUAUCAUUCGAAUAAUAGCAAUUUACUGGUAACUGCACAGUGAUAGCCAAUUUUUUGGGGACUGUUGCAUACGCCAUGCAAUACGCAUUUUAUACAUUUUUGUGCAAGUCCCGUUCUCGUAUGCUUCAAUGAUAUUCCACGUAUACAAAUUUCUUUAUUUUCUGUAAUAUAUACACGAAAAUACAAUGUACUGUCAAAAUACACGUACACAUACAAUUUUAUUUGUAUAACAAUGUUACUUGCAAACUGAAGACAAAUCUGGAAUUUUCUUUUUCAAGAAUACAUUUUUCGCACGGAAUCACUUUCGAGAUAAGUAUGAUUAUUUUAUCAUUGUACAAUGCAAUAAUAUUUGCCCACGAAUAAAUUAUACAUAAUUAAAUAGUGGCAAAUGAAUAUGUCAAAAAUUUUCUUUAACUUGUAUAUGUAUUCGACAGGUUAAUUUAUUUGAAACAUGAAAUGUUUGAUGACUUAAUAAAUUACAUAAAGAGUUGUACUAAAAAUAAAUGUCACUACGAGCAUUAUUAUCUUAUAUAGAAAUUUGGUAGUAUUUUCUUAAUACUAUCUGCGAAUUACUACAUCUUCAAGAAAAUAUCAUUACUUUAUAUUUUAUAUUGGUUUCAUAUUUUCAUUAAAUGAAAAUUUUUUUUUUAUAAUUCAACAUUUUAUUUUUAUACACAUUGGCGCAUUUUAUAUUUAUUAUAUCACAUUAUAUCAUCGAAAUCUAGUAAGUUACGGUUAUAAAACUAAUCAAACGGCAUAAAGAUAUUCAGGUUUAAUCUUACAAAAAAAAUAUAUAUAUACAUACACAUUAUUUUUUUUAUUAGGACUUUUACCAUAUUAGUAAUGCAUAUUUAUUGCUGUAUACAUUUCUCUAACAUCAUUGUUAUAAUUUACUGUUAUUUUUCUAAAGUCAUCGUGCGAUGUUCAUGUAUUAAACAAUAGAUUAAGAAAAAUUAAUAAAUGUGCAUGCAGCGCUAUUACUUGCA